AUGGACGAAAAACACCUCAAUCGAAUAAUCCAAGAAGGCGACUUAGAAUCCCUUGAAAAGGAACUUAGGAAUGAUCUGAGUGUUGAUUUCACAUUUCAAGAGUCGUGUUCCAGUAGUGACAGCAGAGGAUACACUUUGCUUGACCUUGCCGUGGCUACUCGACGAAAAGAAGUCGUUCAAUUUCUUGUGGACCGUGGAGCUGACGUCAGAAGAAUGCGCAACUGGCCAGGGGCUACGAAAGAAUUGAUUGCUUCUUUUUCGCUGCAGAACACCUGUAUGUACCCCUGUCUCGUUCGCGCGGAUGUGGAAAUAGCGAGCAUCCUCGUGAAAGCAGGUUUUGAUGUUAACCUACAAGACAUGCGACAGUGCUCCUCGCUUUGGCAUGCGGUUGAUUCCGGAAACUGCGAAAUGGUAGACGCUGUACUCUGUUCACCAACCGUCAACGUUGAUUUACACGACAUGACUUAUUUACACCCCCUUCAUGUGGCUGCUCUUCACGGAUAUAGCAAAAUCGUCACAUCUCUUCUUCAAAAGGGAGCAAAUGCAAACGCCAUGCAUGUGUUUGGAAACACCCCUCUUAUUUUGGCAUCGAAAAACAAUUCUUACGACUCAUUGAGGUCUGCCGCCGUCACCAACGCUGGACACUCCAUUUUUGGCGGUUGCAGUGCCAUGUUUAUGGCCUUUGCAGGUGGCGCUUUCGUUGCAGCCCAACUCCAAAGGAAAAAUACCACUAUUCUGGAAUAA
This is a messenger RNA of Ostrea edulis (European flat oyster), 744 nucleotides long. Its product is annotated as ankyrin repeat and SOCS box protein 3-like. Bases 1 to 744 code for a protein of 247 amino acids. Lineage: Eukaryota; Metazoa; Mollusca; Bivalvia; Ostreida; Ostreidae. The transcript has 2 exons. The record is from RefSeq and is a predicted model, not a curated record. Gene Ontology annotation, molecular function: protein binding.